AUGCCGCAUAACGAGCUGCUCCUCAUUGAUAUUGGAAUUGGUGAGUGCCAUGUCACAAAGGUUCUCGUCGACACCGGCAGUUCAGUCGACCUUUUCUUUCGAGACACGCUCGAUAAAAUGGGGGUCUACCUACGCGACAUGAAGCCCUCUUCACGCACUCUCACGGGAUUCAACGGCUCCUCGGAACAGAUGAUUGGGACGAUACGUCUCCCAGUUUGCGCAGGUGACGUAACCCGCACCGUUAAGUUAUCUGUCAUCUGGGCUAGGGCACCUUACAAUGCCAUCCUCGGAUUCAUAGCCGAAGUACGGUACCCAGAGUGGCUAGCAAACCCCAUCUUCGUAAAAAAGAAGAACGGGAAGUGGCGCAUUUGUGUUGACUUCACAGAUUUGAAUAAGGCCUGCACGAAAGAUAGCUACCCCCUCCCGCAUAUCGACCGCUUAGUAGAGUCGACAGCCGGUAAUGAGCUCUUAACCUUUAUGGAUGCUUUUUCGGGAUACAAUCAAAUCAUGAUGCAUACGGAUGAUCACGAGAAAACGGCAUUCAUAACAGACAGAGGGACAUAUUGCUACAAAGUCAUGCCAUUCGGCCUGAAGAACGCAGGGACGACAUACCAGCGUCUAGUCAAUAGAAUGUUCGCCGACAAACUUGGCAACACUAUGGAAGUCUACAUCGACGACAUGCUGGUCAAAUCACUUCGCGCCAAAGACCAUCUGGACCACUUGCGAGAUUGCUUCAAAACGAUGAACGAGUAUAAAAUGAAGCUCAACCCGGUAAAAUGCACCUUCGGUGUCACAUCAGGAGAAUUCCUUGGUUACAUUGUUACUCAGCGAGGCAUCGAAGCAAACCCAAAGCAAAUAACGGCAAUCCUUGAUCUCCCAAGCCCUAAGAACACCCGCGAAGUUCAGCGUUUAACCGGAAGGAUUGCAGCGCUUAACAGCAGCGUCCUUAUACGAGAAGACCGAGGAGAACAGAAGCCUAUUUUCUACAUAAGCAAGCGAAUGACGGAACCAGAGAUGAGAUACCCGACCUUAGAGAAGAUGGCCCUCGCCGUCGUCACCUCAGCAAGAAAACUCCGACCUUACUUCCAGUCACACACUAUCGAGGUACUCUCCAACCAUCCCCUUCGAACGGUAAUGCAAAACACUAAUCAAUCAGGGAGGCUAACAAAAUGGGCAGUGGAACUAAGCGAGCACGACAUCGUGUACAAGAAUAGAACAGCAGCUAAGUCGCAAGUUCUUGCUGACUUCUUGAUCGAGCUAACACCGGAGUUAGAACAGGAUCUCGUGCUACCGAGUCUAAAGUGGAUAUUGCACGUAGAUGGAUCAUCCACGAACAAAGGUUCGGGGGCAGGCGUACAGCUCCAAUCCCCGACAGGCAAACUAAUCCGGCAAUCGUUCAGUUUUGGCUUUGUCGCGUCCAACAACGAAGCCGAGUAUGAGUCUCUCAUCGCAGGCCUUCGUCUUGCAAAAGAAGUAAAGGCUAAACGAAUCAGCGCAUAUUGUGACUCCCAACUCGUAGUGAGUCAGUUUCUUGGAGAAUAUGACGUCAGAAAUGAGAGGAUGGAUGCCUACUUAACACUUGUCAAAGAUCUUACACGGGAUUUUGAGUUCUUCGAGCUCACAAAAGUUCCCCGCGGAGAGAACGUAUGCGCGGACGCCCUCGCAGCCCUCGGAAGUAAGCAACACGACCAGGUGAAAAGGAUAAUCCCGAUACACAGGAUCGAGAUGCCAAUCAUCAGCCCAGCGACAGAGCCGCUUGCCAUUGCAGCAUCUAUCACCGACGCCAUGAAUAUUGAACAGCUCAACGAUUGGAGAACGGAAUUCAUCGAAUACCUAUCCAACGGCGUAUUACCCACAGAAAAAUGGGAAGCACGACGACUCAAAUGGCGCAGUGCACAUUACGUCGUCAUGGAUGGCGCACUUCAUCGAUGGACUGCAACAAAGGUACUCCUUAAAUGCAUUUCCGGAGACGAAACAAGACUAUUCAUGGCCGAAACACAUGAGGGGGCAGCAGGAAAUCAUUCGGGGGGACGAGCUCUCGCAUUAAAAGUGAAAAGCCUUGGUUUCUACUGGCCAACUAUGAACGCAGAUUGCGAGUACUAUGCCAAGAAAUAUGACAAGUGCCAGCGACACGCUUCAACCAUCCACAGUCCGACGGAGUUACUCCAUACCUUAACGGCGCCAUACCCCUUCAUGUGGUGGGGAAUGGAUAUCAUUGGACCAAUGCUGAGCUCUCGACAGAAAAGAUUCAUCCUGGUCUUAACAGAUUACUUCACCAAAUGGGUGGAAGCAGAAGCCUACGCCAGCAUCACCGACAAGGAAGUGCAGAAGUUUGUUUGGAAGAACAUCAUCUGCAGACACGGGUUCCCGUAUGAAAUAGUUACCGACAACGGAUCCCAGUUUAUCUCCCAUAACUUCAAGGAAUUCUGCGACAGAUGGAGAUUCGACUCAAUAUGUCCACACCGAGAAACCCGCAAAGCAACGGUCAGGCUGAGUCCACAAACAAAACAAUCAUCGACGGACUUAAAAACGACUAGACUUGAAGAAAGGAUGUUGGGCCGAAGAACUGGAUGGAGUCCUCUGGUCCCAUAG
This is a messenger RNA of Brassica napus (rape), 2592 nucleotides long. RefSeq lists its product as uncharacterized. Lineage: Eukaryota; Viridiplantae; Streptophyta; Magnoliopsida; Brassicales; Brassicaceae. Bases 1 to 2592 code for a protein of 863 amino acids. The transcript is spliced from 3 exons. Gene Ontology annotation, molecular function: nucleic acid binding; RNA-DNA hybrid ribonuclease activity. The record is from RefSeq and is a predicted model, not a curated record. Gene Ontology annotation, biological process: DNA integration.